Lolium rigidum is the source of this 1061-nucleotide messenger RNA. RefSeq names its product 2-oxoglutarate-dependent dioxygenase 11-like. The record is from RefSeq and is a predicted model, not a curated record. The transcript is spliced from 5 exons. NCBI's taxonomy places the organism in Eukaryota, Viridiplantae, Streptophyta, Magnoliopsida, Poales, Poaceae. The coding region runs from base 1 to 1011 and encodes 336 amino acids.
AUGGAGGUGGAGGCACCUAGUGGUGGCAGCGCCAGCCAUAGCAACUGGUUGAAGGUGGGAACGACGAUUCCCGUCAGGAACGUCCAGGCUCUGGCGUCGUCCGCUGCCGACGAGCUGACGCUCCUGAACGCCGACACCGGGGAAGCGGAGGGCGCCAAGUUCAGGUUCGCCUGCGAUGAGUGGGGAUUCUUUCAGCUGGUAAAUCAUGGAGUGCCAGACGAGGUCAUCGCUGGUGUAAAGCGUGACACUGAAAAGUUCUUUCAGCUCCCCCUCGACGUGAAGAAUGUGUACGCCCAGCGCCCAGGAGAUCUUCAAGGUUAUGGCCAAGCGUUUGUUCAAUCAGACGAUCAAAAGCUUGACUGGGGUGACCUGUUGGGCCUCCUCACCCAGCCGCCUCAGGCCCGUGACAUGAGUUACUGGCCUAGUCAACCUCAUACAUUCAGAAAUUCCAUUGAAGAAUACUCUUCUGAAUUGAUGAAAGUUGCUGAUUCUGUUGUCGCCUCAAUUGCAAAAACACUAGACUAUGAUCCUGAAUUGAUGGCAGAAAAAAAUGUGGUUCAGACUUUCCGGAUGAGCUACUAUCCCCAAUGCUCCUCAACGCCUGAAAAAGUUUUAGGGUUCUCACCGCAUUCUGAUGGGUCUUUUCUAACUAUCCUGCUAGAAGUUAACUCAGUACAAGGCUUACAAAUUAAAUGGCAUGGUGCGUGGAUCCCAGUAAAACCACGUCGUGAUGCACUAUUGGUGAAUGUGGGUGACCUUCUUGAGAUUAUGACGAAUGGAAAGUACAAGAGCAUUGAGCACAGGGUUACUGUGAAUGCCUGUAAGGGACGGGUAUCCAUAUCAUCAUUUCACGUCCCAAAGUUAGAUGCAAUAAUUAUACCAAUUGUGAGAAUUAUGGAAGAGAAGGUGUUAUACAAGAAAACAAAAGUAGAAGAGUAUGCAAGACUUUAUAUGUCAAACAAACUAGAUGGCAAGAGGGCCCUCGAUCAUGCAAAAAUAUCCGGAAUAUAAAUAUUGUCUGCUCUACUUUGGUGUUCCAUCAAAACAUUCGUAAAAUAGUU